This is a messenger RNA of Notechis scutatus (mainland tiger snake), 4196 nucleotides long. RefSeq names its product EYA transcriptional coactivator and phosphatase 1 (gene EYA1). The record is from RefSeq and is a predicted model, not a curated record. Gene Ontology annotation, cellular component: nucleus. Lineage: Eukaryota; Metazoa; Chordata; Lepidosauria; Squamata; Elapidae. Gene Ontology annotation, biological process: negative regulation of extrinsic apoptotic signaling pathway in absence of ligand; multicellular organism development; cell differentiation. Gene Ontology annotation, molecular function: protein tyrosine phosphatase activity.
UUCAAACCAAUAAGGACGAGAGACUAGCUGUGGUUUGCAUUAAGAAUAAACAAAAGGGGACGAGUCGCAAGGCGGGGUGUGUUGUUGGGGAGUGGGGCGGGGGGGGGGGAGGAAGGCGGAAAAGCCUUCGGGCUAGAUUGGGGCAGACCUCCAAGCCUGGGCCAAGAUAGAGGCAAUGAGCGAGCGCCGACGAGGCUUCGGCUGUUUCUUUGUCUACUCUUCAGCGAUCGUAUCUGCGGCCGCGUUUGCGGAGAGCCGGAGAGCGAGCGAGCGAAAGGGCGCCUUGGUUUGCUUGAGAGAGCAUUUGAGCGGGAACUUAGGCGCGCGCCGAUUUGGGAACUGGGUGCUGCUGCAGACGGACCCCUCAGUGCCACUUCCGACUUUAAGCCUUCCUGGGAAAGUCCUCGUUGGCUGUUUUCAAUUUCGCUCUGGAGACCCGAAGGCCCCCCUCCCCGCCCCUCCCGCCGCCGCCGCCGCCACCUCACUCUCUCCUUUGCCUCACACAGACGCUUGGCAAGCACAGCCCGUGGCGGCGGCGGCGGCGGCAGCAGCAGCAGAAGUCACCCUCACCCGCUCCUCGCUCUAAACGCGAAAUUGUCCUCCAGAGCGAGUGACGGCUGCUCUUGAAGUGGGUCGAGGGUUACUGGUUUAUUUUGUUCUUUUUCAAUCAGCACAGGCUGUUGAGCUUUUAAAACCAAAACGAUGUGAGCAACACUGGUUGGUUCACGUGAAGGGAGUACCUAACCCUGGUGGAUGCUGCAAAGCCGUUCGCUGUGUAAAAAUCCCAAGUCAGUUCAGAUGUUGCUGCUUCAUCCUUUCCCAGGUCUAUGGAAAUGCAGGAUUUAGCCACCCCACAUAGCCGUCUGAGUGCUGGCAGUGAGUCUCCUAAUGGUCCACAACUUGAUAAUUCUCACCUAAAUAAUAAUUCCAUGACACCCAAUGGCACAGAAGGUGACAUGACUCUGCUCAGCACUGCAGACUGGUUGUUAAAUGUUAAUACACAGACCACUGCAGUUAAAACAGAGCCAAUGAGCAGCAGUGAAACUACAACAACAGACGGGUCUUUAGAAAAUUUCUCAGGACCAGCAAUUGGGAGCAGUGGCUUCAGCCCAAGACAAACACACCCGUUUUCCCCACCUCAGAUAUAUUCUUCCAACAGACCAUAUCCACAUAUUCUCCCCACCCCUUCUUCGCAAACUAUGGCUGCAUAUGGGCAGACACAGUUUACCACCGGAAUGCAGCAAGCUUCUGCUUAUUCAACAUACCCACAGCCUGGUCAACACUAUGGAAUCCCAUCAUAUGGUGCAUUGUGGGCAGGCAUCAAGACAGAAGGUGGAUUGACACAAACACAGUCACCUGGUCAGACAGGCUUUCUGAGCUACAGUGCAAGCUUUAGUACUCCUCAACCAGGACAGGCUCCAUACAGUUACCAGAUGCAAGGAACCAGUUUCACAACAUCAUCUGGAAUAUAUACUGGAAAUAAUUCACUUACAAAUUCUACUGGAUUCAAUGGUUCGCAGCAGGAAUAUCCAUCUUAUCCCACCUUUGGCCAGGGUCAGUAUGCACAGUAUUAUAAUAGUUCUCCAUAUCCCCCGCAUUAUAUGACAAGCAGCAACACCAGUCCAACAACUCCUUCCUCCAAUGCAACUUACCAACUACAAGAACCACCAAGUGGUAUCACAAAUCAAGCUAUAACAGAUGCUACAGCAGCAGAGUACAGUACAAUUCCUACAACACCAGUUAAAGAUUCAGAGGCAGAUAGGCUGCGUCGCAGCUCAGAUGGCAAAUCACGUGGCCGAGGCAGAAGGAAUAACAAUCCUUCACCACCACCUGACUCUGACCUUGAGAGAGUAUUCAUUUGGGAUUUGGAUGAGACAAUCAUCAUUUUCCAUUCACUUCUUACAGGAUCGUAUGCUAAUAGAUAUGGGAGAGACCCCCCUACUUCUGUUUCACUGGGACUAAGGAUGGAGGAGAUGAUUUUCAAUUUGGCAGAUACGCAUCUGUUCUUUAAUGAUUUAGAAGAAUGUGACCAAGUUCAUAUUGAUGAUGUUUCAUCAGAUGAUAAUGGCCAGGAUUUAAGCACCUAUAACUUCGGGACAGAUGGGUUUCCUGCAGCAGCUACCAGUGCUAAUCUAUGCUUAGCAACGGGGGUGCGUGGAGGAGUGGACUGGAUGAGAAAGCUAGCUUUCCGAUACAGACGAGUAAAAGAAAUCUAUAACACCUAUAAAAAUAAUGUUGGAGGUCUUCUGGGCCCAGCAAAGAGAGAAGCUUGGUUGCAGCUUAGAGCAGAAAUUGAAGCCCUUACAGAUUCGUGGUUAACACUUGCACUGAAAGCACUCACACUAAUUCACUCUAGGACAAAUUGUGUCAAUAUUUUAGUAACGACUACUCAGCUUAUCCCAGCUCUUGCCAAGGUCUUGCUGUAUGGUUUGGGUGUGGUAUUUCCAAUAGAAAAUAUUUACAGUGCAACAAAAAUAGGAAAAGAAAGCUGUUUUGAGCGCAUAAUUCAAAGAUUUGGAAGAAAAGUAGUUUACGUUGUCAUAGGAGAUGGUGUGGAAGAAGAACAAGGAUCAAAGAAGCAUGCCAUGCCAUUCUGGAGGAUCUCAAGUCAUUCUGACCUUAUGGCACUUCAUCAUGCCUUGGAACUGGAGUACUUAUAGUAGCACUUUGUAACUUCGGAACCUCCCUCACAUCCGUGGACGAUGUUCCUGAGUCUUGUUUCAGCACUGGCCUACAGAAUUUUUUUGAUUUCAUCAUGUUGAUGUGCAGCUGCAGAUGGUCUUAACCCUUGCCCUUUCAAUAAACGGACAAGCACAUCUAUUUCUUCAGAAACAGCUGUUCAUUCUAGUACUGUGAACCCAAUGAGAACAAGCCAUGGUGAGAAUGUUUUAGCAAUGUCUUCUUACCACAUUCACUACAUUUAAAAGUUCAUACCUGUGAAGAGACUGGGAUGUGCUUUGUGAUUUCUAGAAUCUCCAGUGUGGUAUGAACACAUCUUAAAUACAGCAAACCUGAUUGCACAACUAAGACUGAACUUUUUAAAAAUGGACACCUUUUUAAAGGUUUACUUUUUUCUUGCUUUUUUCCUCAGAUCCAGGGUACUCUGUAAAUCUUUACUUAUUUAUGAACAGAUUCUGUUUUGACAUCAUUUAAAUGUGGAUAUGUACAAUAUGUGGGAAGGCUAUAACUCGUCAUUGCCUUCUGCUCACAAAUUUUUUUUGUUUUAGCGCAUUGCAAAGUAGAAGUAUUUCUAAUUUAAACAAAUAAGUACAUCACUGAGACAAUCGUGUACAGGAAGAAUGUUUUGUGUAAAUUUCUAAUGGACAAUGUUUUACAUAUUGUUUAGGCAAAUAUUAUUGAAUAGUAGUAAUGGAUUUUUGGUGAAGAAUGAGGCAGUAUGUGCACAAACUAUUGUGCUGUGCCUUAUAAAAGAAUUGUGUAUAAUGUAUAAAUUGAAAUUUUUAAGAUCAGUUUGUCAAGACCAAAACCAUGGUUGUCAAGUGUCAAUGAGGAAUCACUUUUUAUUCAUUCUUUUAGUUUUCUUCUUUGCAAAUCUAUUAUAUCACAAUAUCAGCUCUCUAAUUUUACCUUGCCUAUAGUAGGCUAUCCUCUCAUUUAUACUUUGUACUUGAAUGUAUAAGUUCAAGUGUAAAAUAUACUUAAUUCAAAUCAGAUGAGAAAAAAUAGCAUGGUUAAAUUGUCACUUUUUUAAAGUGCGUAUGGAGGCCUGAUUUAGCAUUGUUUAUGUGUACUUUGCCAAGAAAAGUAGCAGUUUACACAUGAACGUGUAUUCCUAACUGAUAUGAAGCAUGUGUAUUAGUACUGCUUGAAAAAUGAGCACAGUGUUCUGUUCCUUUAUUUAACUGGUUUGAGUCAUAAACUGAACAGCUUUUGUCCGUGGAAGAUGUUGAAACAAUAGAAUAAUAUUCCUAAUGGAUAAAAUCAAUUUUAUUGAUUAUUUGUCUCCCGGGAAUCCCCAGAAAUAUGUUGCUAAGAAAUGGGAUAUGUUCCAGAACAGGAUUUUAGGAGAAAGGAGAUAGUGACAAAAAUUGUCAUUCCCUAUUUCUAUUUUUACUUUCAGGAGCAAUAUUACUGGAAUUCUGCCAAUGAAAAUAUAUUUGCAUUCAAGUCACUGUCUUCUCAUGCAAAUAUUGAAUGUGGAAUCUAUUCUUUUUGUCAGAAAUAUACAGAACUUU